CUUGGAGCCGAGGCCAGACUGAUCGCAAGGCCAGCCGAGGACGCCCUGCAAAGGUCCUGGCCAGUUCUCUGCUGCCAGCGCACGACUGCUAACCCACCCAUCUGGGGAGUGGUCAUGGCCUCUCUUGCGACCAGCGUCGGCGCCGAGCCGAGCGUCCGCUUCGCGAUCGACUACGCCGAGGAGCAGCCGAAGAUCAGCGACGCGUGCAAGAAUUUCCUGGCCUACCGUAUCGCGCAAGCGAAGACGGACGCCAACACGUCACAGGCCGACGCGGACCGCGCGGCGCGCCUGACCAUGCUCUGCGGCCGGAAAGCGAUGCGCGCGGUCAACGCGGCCGCGCCCGCCACGGGCGACGCCGCGGCUGCCUACGCGGCCAAGGAAGACGCCCUGGCGACGCGAAGCUUCGGCAAGUCGUACCUGUGCGACCCCGUCGUCGCCGCGGCCGUGCGCGCGGUCCCGGCGGACCCCGCGAUGGACGGCGCGGACACGGAGUUCCUCGAGGCGUUCCUCGCGACGGCCGGCGACGCCUCCGACGAUCUGACCUGGGCUCCAGAUUACGCGCAGGUGUUGCGCGCGCGCGACGCGGCGCGGCGCCGCGAAGCGGCGAGGCGUGCGCCAGUGCGGAUCGAGGCGCGGCAUGCGGGGGGGGCGCCGUCGCGGCCGCUGCCGGCGCUGGCC
This is a messenger RNA of Pelagomonas calceolata, 678 nucleotides long. The record is from the annotation of a GenBank genome assembly. Lineage: Eukaryota; Pelagophyceae; Pelagomonadales; Pelagomonadaceae.